GGUCUGACCUCAUGCAGUUUGGAGGGGAGUUCAUAUAAAAGUCGACAUUAUUCCUCAGUUCCCGAACUUCAUCACAACUAAUUGCCUUACUCGAAACGACGUCAGCAUCAUGCCCGAAUACAAUAUUCCGAAAACACAGAGAGCAGCCAUCGUCGAGAAGGAAGGCUCCGGUGUUACUGUCAAGAACAACCAUCCAGUCAAGAGUCAGGACCAGCUUGCACCCGGAGAGUGUCUCGUAAAACUCGAAUGCUCUGGUGCAUGCCACACUGACUUGCAUGCAGCCACCGGCGACUGGCCCCUCAAAGCAUCUCUACCUCUCAUCGGUGGUCACGAAGGUGUUGGUGUCGUUGUCGCAAUCGGCAAAGACACGGUCCGUAGCCCAGUCAAACUUGGCGACCGCGUUGGUAUCAAGUGGCUUGCUGAUUCUUGCUUGAAUUGCGAGCAUUGCCGUAAAGGCCGCGAACAGAAUUGUCCUGAAGCCAAGCUGAGCGGUUUCACCGUCGACGGGACGUUCCAAGAAUACGUCGUAUCGUAUGUGAACCACGUCACACCUAUUCCUGAUGGAUUCCCAAGCGAUGCAGCAGCAUCGAUCCUUUGCGCUGGUGUCACUGUCUACCGAGCAAUCAAGUACAGUGAGACUCAGAUAGGAGAUUGGAUGGUCAUACCAGGUGCUGGUGGAGGUCUUGGUCAUCUUGCCGUCCAAUAUGCACGCGUUCGAGGCCUUCGUGUCAUCGCUAUUGAUGCUGGAGAAGCUAAACGUGAUCUCUGUCUUCAACUGGGUGCCGAGAAGUUUGUCGAUUUCAAGGAAUCCAAGGACAUCGUCGGCGAGAUCAAGAAAGCCACAGGUGGAGAAGGCGCUCACGCUGCCGUGGUCACUAGCGCUGCGAGCGGCGGUUAUACCCAAGCCAUUGACUACCUCCGUCCGGGUGGAGUUCUCAUGGCUGUCGGUCUUCCCGGAGAAGCAACGCUGAAUGCGUCCAUCUUCUUCACCGUCUUUAAGAGCAUUAAAAUUCUCGGAUCAUAUGUUGGUAAUCGACAGGAUUCAAUGGAGGCUAUUGACAUCGCUGCUAGGGGUAAUGUCACAGUUCAUUUUGAGACGAAGCCUUUGUCGGCUUUGAAGGACGUUUACGAUGGUAUGGCGGCUGGAAAUAUUGCAGGAAGGAUUGUACUUGAUUAUUCCAAGUAAACUCGUAUUGGCAGUGUGGCUUCCAGACAAGAUUGUACUACAUUAGACCAGGCUUCACUAGAUGAAAUUAAUUGGACUUUGAAAUUCCAGUGUUCUAGAUGGGCUGGUAUUUGUCUAAUGCUCAAGAGAACUGUUGACAGCUGGUCUUCAAAUUGUGUUAUUGAUAUUUUGACACUCUCCC
Marasmius oreades (fairy-ring Marasmius) is the source of this 1367-nucleotide messenger RNA. RefSeq lists its product as uncharacterized. Gene Ontology annotation, molecular function: oxidoreductase activity. The transcript has 6 exons. Bases 110 to 1186 code for a protein of 358 amino acids. The record is from RefSeq and is a predicted model, not a curated record. NCBI's taxonomy places the organism in Eukaryota, Fungi, Basidiomycota, Agaricomycetes, Agaricales, Marasmiaceae.